AUGAGAGUGGCGGAGAAUUGGGAUGACGAUUUGGAUGAUGGGGCCGGAGAAACCAAGGACGGCAACGAAGAUGCCCCGAAAGGUCUAGAUGAUGUCUUGAAGCUGGCCAGGGAAGCAAAGGAGAAAGAGAAGGCAGAUAGGAGAAAAGACCGGGCGACACAAGGCAUGGGUGAAGGACCUACAGAGCCUGCCGGCAGGCAGGUCAAUUCCGCUACUGAAAAAGACGCGGAUGAUCGUAUUCUGUUAGUGUUGAAGGCUUUCAAGGUGCUACAGAACGAGUUCAACGCGAAGUUCAGGGCCAUGUGGGCAUAG
Messenger RNA from Penicillium nucicola, 312 nucleotides. RefSeq lists its product as uncharacterized. NCBI's taxonomy places the organism in Eukaryota, Fungi, Ascomycota, Eurotiomycetes, Eurotiales, Aspergillaceae. The transcript has a single exon. The record is from RefSeq and is a predicted model, not a curated record. Bases 1 to 312 code for a protein of 103 amino acids.